Molecule: messenger RNA, 660 nt
Organism: Quercus lobata
Lineage: Eukaryota; Viridiplantae; Streptophyta; Magnoliopsida; Fagales; Fagaceae
Exons: 2
Coding region: 1-660 (219 amino acids)
Source: RefSeq, a predicted model, not a curated record
AUGCACCUUCAGGGGAUACCGGACGAGAUCAUAUGUAGGGCCUUCCCCACCACGCUGAGGGGUCCUGCAAGGAUAUGGUUCAGCAGGCUGACGCCCAACUCCAUUAGUUCCUUCAAAGAGUUGAGCGCCCAAUUCGCAUCGCACUUCAUUGGGGAACACAGGUAUAAGAAGUCUACUACAUGCCUGAGGAAUAUUAAGCAGCGGGAGGAUGAGACGCUAAGGUCCUACAUAACCCAUUUUAAUAAGGAGGCACUCUCAACCGACGAAGCCGACGACAAGAUCUUCGUAGCAGCCUUCACGAACGGAUUACGAAAGGGUAAAUUUUUAUUCUCUUUAUACAAGAAUGACCCGAAAACCAUGUCAAAUAUGCUUUACAGGGCCACCAAGUAUAUGAAUGCCGAAGAUGCACUGUUGGUCCUGAUACAGAUCAAAGAUGAAGGAGCAUUAACUUUCCCCGGCAAAUUGAAAGGCAAUCCCAGCAAGAGGCCUAGGGAUAAGUAUUGUCGUUUCCACCGAGACCACGGCCACAAUACGUCUGAUUGCUAUGACUUGAAGCAGCAGAUAGAAGCCCUCAUUUGUCAAGAAAAGCUGCAGAAAUUCGUAGGCAAGGAAGGAAUGGAGCAAAACCAAGGUGCACCAGUUCGAAGAGAGAACGAGUGA